CGUUGGUCCAGACAGAAGGAAACAGGCCUCGGAGGCCACACCCAAGGGUUCGGGUGUGGUCGGAGUCGCGAACUCGGAUAAGGAACCUAUUGGUGACGACAGGCACAAUAUGAACGCAGAGUCGGCCUCCUCUACUAGCACUACAGAGGCCCGGGAUAACGUCCGUCCCACAACCGGGUCACCACCCGGAACCAACGCGAGCUCGGUCAGAGAAUUAAUCAAUAGAUUUACAGGACUCCGAGAUCAUUCCGGACCUGGACCGAGCUCACAAAUCACACGAACACCAACAGCAGCAGAUCGGAGAGAGAGUCUGAGCGCCCCCCUCGGAGAGAAGGUUUCCGAUGAAAGGAGGACUGGGUGCUCUCAUUGUGGCCAACGAUUCGCCUCGUAUAAACUCGUGAGGCAACACGAGUCCCGGUCCCACCCGUUGGAGUACCGGAGAGAACUUGAGGCGAAAUUGCCGCUCCCCGAAUCAGAGCUGAUGGCCAAGAUCGCUAAGAUCGAGGCCGGAAGCAAGAGGGGCGGCAAAUUUUAUUCCGAAAUGGUGAGGGCUACCGGUCUGACCGAACAUCAGGUCAGACAUAGACGCGAGCAAAAAAUCUAUCAGCGCUACUUGACCGAGGCUAGAGCACAGGUUAGGAGAAGUGCCACAAAACUUUUCGGCCUUCCUACCAGCUCAACCCCGGUAACGCAGGGCCAAUCAACCCCAGGUGGUGGAUUAACUAAGACCGAUAUUUGCUCAUCUAGCCCCCACCAAGCCAUCAAAGCCACUGAGAGUCCCCAAAUAGCCCCCCCGGAUAUCGGAUUCACAAGACCUCCGAAGAGGACCCGUGAGGACUUGAACUCCGAUCACAUCUCAGCUGCACACGAAGUGGAACCCAUCCAGCCUCCUCCCAACCUUAGGGGUCGGGGCUUGGACAGUAUUAUGGCAGAGGUGUCAGAUGUGCCAUCCACUAAACGAGGAAGAAGUGUGUCUUCAACACCUUCUCCGAAAAACAAGCGGGUAUGCGCCGGUGAACUAAUUGGCGUUGAUACCGACAUACGAGGCAGAAACGAACUUGAUUUUGUGAGCUCUUUGAAUAUUACCCUAAGGGGUUCAAGUGUUGGAAAUAUUACAUGUACACCCUUAAAUGAGACUAUUUUAAUUAACAAACCAUCUGUUUCCAGGGAGGUGGAGCCACCAUCGACUCCGAUGAGGGCGGCCCUCCUGCCGGGAUCCUUCGUCGCUUACUUGACCGCAUUAAAUGACUUGGACAGAGAUACCCAAGGUAUGAUUAAUAGGGCAUUAAUGGGAACCGGUCCAGAGCUGCUUGCGGCGAUGGACGACUGGAUCCAACAACGCUUCCCGGCAAAGGUCAAGACGGCGAGGGGGUGCGCCGCCGCUGUGGAGGGACCACCCCUCAGUAAGAGGGCCCUCAGGAUCAGCCGAUACAAAAACUGCCAGGAUCUUUUUGUCAAGAGCAAGAAGACCCUGGCUGAUAUGAUCCUGAGUGGAAAGGACGUCUGCCAGUCCGUGGCCGCUCCCACUUUGGCGGACACCGAGACCCUGUAUGGUGGGUUGCUCGAGUCGGAGUCUCCGGUCGACCCCGACCCGUUCAUUGAGCGGGAUCGGUGUUCCGACACAUUCAAGCCGAUCACAGAGACGGAGGUCGUGGGGUCCAUGGGAUCAUGGAAGGUGUCAGCCCCCGGCCCCGAUGGGACUUCUGUGGAGGACGUAAAGCGGUGUGGGGCUCGGGCACUUAGCGUGUUAUGCACGCUGGUGCUUGGGAGUCGGAUCGCUCCGUCCAGGUUCCUGCAGAACCGGACUAUCCUUAUCCAUAAGGACGGGGAUGGUUCGGACCCGACUAACUGGCGUCCUAUCACGGUCGGAUCUUCCAUCCAAAGGCUGUUUCACAGGGUGAUGGCCAGUCGGCUUGUCACCGCAACCAACCUCAACAGCAACCAACGCGGGUUUGUCCGCGUGGACGGGACCCUGCUGAAUGGGGUGAUACUGGACCACUACAUGAGAUCUCGUAGGGCCCAGGGGAAAGGCUAUAAUGUGGUGUCAUUGGAUGUCCGCAAAGCCUUUGACACCGUAUCGCAUUGGUCGAUACGCCGCGCACUGCUGCGCCAUGGAAUCGAGGUUGAGACCAUAGACUAUAUUAUAAAAUCGCUGGGCUCGUCAGUGACUCGGAUUUCUGUAGGCCACGAAACAUCUCGGCAUCUGGGCAUUACGUGCUUUAGGACGUCCAUCCCCGGAUCUUUGGCAAAGCGGAUCAGGAAGUCCCUUGAGAGCUCAGGUAGCCCUGUGGAAACACUGACUAAUGAUCUUGUGUUUUCCAGGAACUUGCAGCGCCUGGAGAGGCUAGCACCUCUCACCGACCCUGGCACCACCAGGAGGGAACAAAUAAGGAUGAACCCCUAUGUCAGAGGAAUUGAGGAGGCGGUCCACGACGUAGCCAGCAGGUCCUGGAUCGACCAUCCUCCUCUGGGCUGGACCGGCAGGGACUAUGUCAGGGCCAUCCAGCUCAGAAAUGGCAACUUGCCAACGCGAGGGAUACCAUCGAACCCUCCAGAGCACAGGCGGUGCAGGGCAGGCUGCACCGUCAACGAAUCAUUGUGCCACGUACUCCAGGCGUGCCCAUUAACUCAUGGGGUGCGAAUAGCUCGCCACAACGAGAUCUGCGCCAAAUUAGCAGAUCAUUGUCGGCGCAGAGGGUGGGUCGUGGAAGAGGAGCCUCACGUCCGCCAUAUGGACGGGAGACUCUAUAAGCCGGACUUGGCCAUCAGAACGGGCCCAGAUCGGCUCACUGUCUGCGAUGUCCAGGUCAGUUGGUCGGGAGAUCGUGGACUCGACCAGGCCUGGAC
This is a messenger RNA of Nicrophorus vespilloides, 2847 nucleotides long. RefSeq lists its product as uncharacterized. NCBI's taxonomy places the organism in Eukaryota, Metazoa, Arthropoda, Insecta, Coleoptera, Silphidae. The record is from RefSeq and is a predicted model, not a curated record.